Molecule: messenger RNA, 1551 nt
Organism: Thermothelomyces thermophilus ATCC 42464
Lineage: Eukaryota; Fungi; Ascomycota; Sordariomycetes; Sordariales; Chaetomiaceae
Exons: 4
Coding region: 1-1551 (516 amino acids)
Source: RefSeq, a predicted model, not a curated record
AUGAUGCGAGGCAUCGAGGAGCAGCCGCCCCGGCCACCGACUCUGCUACGGCUGCCUCCUCACGUACGCCAUCGCAUAUAUCUUCACAUAGGCAUAGCCCGCCGUGAUGGGCGCCCAAACACGUAUUACUUAGAUGGCCGCAAGGAGUCGCGAAUAUUCGUGUCGGCCUUUGACCCGCCCCCGACGCGCAACUUCGCCGGCUUACUCCGGUCCUGCCGCGACCUGUACACCGAAGCCGCUACCCUGCUGUAUUCUACCAACCAAUUCGUUAUCUACGCUUACAAGGCCUCCCUCGAGCCCCUUCAAUCCCUGUCGCCAACGGCCAUCGCCUCCUUGACGAGUCUCAAGAUCGUUCUCAACGAGUGCUCGUGCCAUUAUCCGGUCGACUCGAAGGACUACCCGCCGCUUUGCUGUUGCGACGACGUCGAGCAUGAGCCGCACGCCAAUAGUAUCCGCGACCAGUGCGCCAAGUACCACGGGAGUGUGCACCGUCGACCGCUGCUCGAUCCCGUCUCGUCGGGUAUAGACUCGACUUCAUCUAAGCUAGCAGCCCAAGCCCUACUGACUAGCUGGUACAACGCUGCGGUCCACUUGUCGUCCCACGUUCGCCCCGGACGUCUGGCGCUCUCGUUAGAGGUCACGUGGUGCAGGAGAUAUCGCCGCUACCAAGUAUGCCGCCCGCCUUGUCUAGCUUCCGAGGGUGGAUGUCAGCCUCACAUUCAUCACGGUUGCCGGCUGAGCCAAUGCCUUCGCGUCGACCCCUCGGGCCGGCCACCACCGUCCCCAGGCUGCUUUUGCCGUCGCCGACACGCUGCCUUCUCCUUCACCUGCAACUGCUGGGCUCCACCAACCAGCCUCUUUCUCGUCUGCCGCGCCUUAUACCGCGAUGCCCAGCUUGUCUUCUUCUCGCGUAACCAUUUCAUUGUUCACGAUGUCCAGGGCCAAGACAAACCACGGGACCCGGAAACCGCCAGCACCAAGGAGUACUACCCAUACGAGCGUCUCGCUGCAUCGCAUUUCCUCCGAGAUGUCGUCCCUGCCGACUGUCUCGCCCACCUCCGCUUCCUCGAGCUUGUCUUCCCGCCCUACAUGCCGCGUGACUGGCCCGUUGGUGAACACCCCGCCAUAGUGGACUGGCGCGACACGGUUAAUUGGCUGCGUGGUAAGAUCGACGCACCGGCGCUUACCAUGCGUGUCGUCUUCGCCGACUUCCUUUACAACCCGGCGGCACGCCGCGAUCGGACGACCAAGGACGAGGGGCUGCAGAUUGUGAGAGGCUACAUGCACAUCACGCAAGCUUUGAAGCCCCUGGUCAAGCACGACGGUCUGGCCUCGCUAUUCGUACAGGCGGCAUUUCCCUGGUCAUGGGCACGGAACGCCAUCCGACAGGGGCUACAUCCGGACGACUGGUGGAGCCAGCGGCUGGCCGAGGAGGAGCAACGGCUAAAGGAGCACUUGGAACGUAUACCAGGCUGUGAGGCGAUUGUCAAUUCACGCAACAAACCUGAGCCGAGAAGGAGCGCUUGGCAGACCUGCGUCUUCCCACUCUAG